Verruconis gallopava is the source of this 1351-nucleotide messenger RNA. RefSeq lists its product as uncharacterized. Gene Ontology annotation, cellular component: ESCRT II complex. The record is from RefSeq and is a predicted model, not a curated record. Gene Ontology annotation, molecular function: protein homodimerization activity; structural molecule activity. Gene Ontology annotation, biological process: protein transport to vacuole involved in ubiquitin-dependent protein catabolic process via the multivesicular body sorting pathway. NCBI's taxonomy places the organism in Eukaryota, Fungi, Ascomycota, Dothideomycetes, Venturiales, Sympoventuriaceae. Bases 145 to 735 code for a protein of 196 amino acids. The transcript has 2 exons.
GUAACAGGAGAUCUUCCCACACCAAGAACAACGCCUGGUGCCGCCUUGCGACGGUGGCGAACGCCGUUGGGAGUCGCUUAACGUUAACGCAUCAUGUACUCGUAGCCCUCAGUUUGCUCUAUCCGCUACUACAGACGCUGAACCAUGUCUUCGUCCGCGUCCGAACUCUCAGGGACCACUCACGCUUCAGCCCAGCAAUCUGCCGACUUCGUCUUUCCACCCCACUACUCGUUCCCGCCUUUCUUCACCCUUCAGCCCAACCCUCUGACGCGGUCUUCCCAGCUUGCGUCUUGGGAAACACUCAUCCUCACCUACUGUCGUCAUCACCGCAUCUUCCAGCUCUCUAUCGUCGAGUCUUUCAACACGCCGCUGUUCACGAAUGCCAGCAUAAACCGCAAGCUCGCCAUUCCCGACAUCCGGGCUGUGCUAGAGUACAUGGCCAGCUCCGAAGGCGGAAACAGGGCAGAAUGGACCGACAAGACCAAGAGCAGGGCGUGGGUGUGGUGGCGUAAGCCUGAGGAGUGGGCAGACGUGAUCUAUCAGUGGAUUGAGGGCACAGGCCAGAAAGGCAGCGUGCUCACUGUGUACGAGCUCAGCCAGGGCGACUCUACCAGAGGCUCAGACCUGCAUGAUUUGGAUCCCGAAGUCAUGAACAAGAGUCUGGCGGUACUGGUCAAGAGAGGAAAGGCACAGAUUUUUGGGGAGGGCGAGGCGAAGGGUGUCAAGUUCUUUUGAUGAGAACGAAAGCAUUUAUCGCAGCUGGACCGGGUUUUCUGCGGGUUCGAUGUAAAAGCAAGAUGUCCCACUUGGAUGCACGGAAUACCUUUGUUGAAUCUCUUGAAGCAAAAGAGCAAAAAAGGCGAGAGCCUCCAGUGUCUCUGGACUGGCUAAGAAGCAAUAUCCUCUUCGCUGCCAUCGAUCUCGAUCACUCCGCUCUUUGCAAGGCGUGUUCUGCUGACUCGAAAUCCACUGUGCCUUGAAAUCAUGCUUAAAUUGUCAGUACCAGUUAUGUCCAUGAUUGGGGAUUCUUUACGCCGUGUUGUUCUGGCUGUCCAACUUUGGUAAUUUAUGUAAAAUGGACCAGCAGGUGAAAUGAGACGUUUACGAGGAGACUUGGAGCUGAGAUAACCUCAAACGCUUCUCCACAUCUGCUUUGAAUCAAUGUUACUGAUAAAUGACUUUGGGGCUACAAUUCGAAGCAAUCUUUUUGACGACGGACGCUGGCCAAACUGUCAUUGACUACCUAUAUCUUUGCUUGAUUCAACGCAUUUUCGCAGUUGCCGAUCCAGUCAUAAUUGUCCUUAAGAUAUUUCUGAGCGCGCAAAUCUCCUGAUCGAGCAUGGCCUUCGAA